This is a messenger RNA of Labeo rohita (rohu), 2462 nucleotides long. RefSeq names its product protein-lysine 6-oxidase. Gene Ontology annotation, molecular function: protein-lysine 6-oxidase activity; copper ion binding. Lineage: Eukaryota; Metazoa; Chordata; Actinopteri; Cypriniformes; Cyprinidae. Gene Ontology annotation, biological process: peptidyl-lysine oxidation. The transcript is spliced from 7 exons. The record is from RefSeq and is a predicted model, not a curated record. Bases 92 to 1123 code for a protein of 343 amino acids.
UCUUGAUCUUCAGCACACUCUCAAACAUCCCGCGCGACGUCCUGCUGCUACUGAGCUCGCGGCGCGUUUUCUCGCCGGUUUUGCGCAGACUAUGGCGCGGUUCGGUGUCGUUCUGCUGUUCCUGUGUGUUUCUGCUUGCGUUCUGACGGUUUUCUCUCAGCUUCACCCGAGAUCGAGAGCGGCGGCAGGUGCGCAGCGCGCGCGGACGCGAUGGACGAAUAACGGGCGCAUGCAUCACCUGGUGAGCCCCGGAUCUCAGUACGUGCCGCCGGUACGGAGAGAGGCGAACCGAGCAGCACCUGCGCCGGUGGCCGGGAUCACAGACCGGCAGAACACCAGCGCGAGCGCAAACUCUCAAGACGGGAUGGUGUCCGAUGACCCGUACGAUCCCUACAAACCCGUCAGGAGCAGUCCUCAAAAUCCAUAUUACAACUACUACGACUCGUACUACAGACCGAGAAGCACGCAGAGGCAUAACGGGUACGGAACCAGAUACUUCCAGAACGGUCUCCCCGAUCUGGUGGUGGAUCCCUACAUGAUCCAGGUGUCCACGUAUGUCCAGAGAGUGCCAAUGUACAACCUCAGAUGCGCUGCCGAGGAGAACUGUCUGGCCAGUUCGGCUGCAAAUGCUCGAGAUUACGACACCAGGGUCCUGCUGAGGUUCCCACAGCGCGUGAAGAAUCAAGGAACUGCAGACUUUCUGCCCAGCAGACCGAGAUACGCCUGGGAAUGGCACAGCUGUCACAAUCACUAUCACAGCAUGAAUGAGUUUUCUCAUUAUGACCUGCUGGACUCGAGCACGCAGCAGCGCGUCGCCGAGGGUCACAAAGCCAGUUUCUGUCUGGAGGACACGUCCUGCGACCCCGGAUACUACCGCCGCUACGCCUGCACGUCCCACACGCAGGGUUUGAGUCCCGGAUGUUACGACACCUACAGCGCGGACAUCGACUGUCAGUGGAUCGAUAUCACAGACGUCCAGCCGGGGCGCUACACUCUGAAGAUUACAGUGAACCCAGGCUUCCAGGUGUCAGAGUCAGACUUCAGCAAUAAUGUGGUUCGCUGUGACAUUCAUUACACCGGGAACUACGCGCACGUGUCCGGCUGCAGCAUGUCUGCACACUAGGAUGACAGAAACCAGGAGCAGCAAACAUCGCCACAGCCUGCUGAUUGAUCAUCACAGUGCAUAUGUGUUUACUGUGCAGGAACGAAGCCAAUAUCUGCAUCUCUCUGAAAAUAAUAAUGCAGAAUUAUGACAGGAACUGAUGCAUCUACCCAGCUAACAAAAAAGAUGUUCUGACAAUGUUUCUUUCCCAUGAAAAUGUUAUCUUGAAACGUUCAAAACAUCCAGUAUUACGAAAGUUUCUUCUUGAUUAUGUGAACGUUAGUGAAACAUUCCAUUCUAUCAUUUUGAAAAAUGUUACAUUUGAAUGUUUUUUCAACAUUUAAAUCAUGAAUUUUUAAAUAUGUAAAGAAUGUUUUUAAUUCAUUAUUCAAACGUUAGAAAAACAUUUCAUUCUAUCAUUCUGAAACCAUUAUGAAAACAUUCUAUUGUUGUUACUGAAGAAGUUCUGAGAAUGUGCAAUUAACAUCAUAAUGACGUUUUGAGAAUGUUGUUCUAAGAACAUUUUCUCAACAAUAAGAGAAUGUAUAUCAAUUAUUAAUAAUGUUAUAAGAACAUUACAUAAACAUUCCAUAAACGUAACUUUCAAAAAACGUUACAGGAGCAUUCUCUGUUAGCUGGGUUAUAGUUUCACAGCAAAGCCUUACAUCAUUGUGUUAUUUUGUCUUUAAUAGUGUAAAAUAAUGAUAAACCUCCAUUCGGUCAUAGUUGUAGUGUUUUUAUCUAGCUUGUUUUGAGUCAAACAUGUUUUCAACUUAAUAUCUCUGUUAAUCGUAAUGUUUCUACAAAUAGUUUGGUUUAGUUUUAAUGAUGUGUGCAAAAAAGCAAGAACGUUUAAUAAGAGGCUGAAAAUGUGAUUGUGGUUUUUCAGGUUUAUAUUUGAUAUUAUCAAUAUAUUUUAAGACAUAUUUAUAUUUUCAGCCUCUUAAAGGUGCUAUUGAUAUUAUAAGUCACUUUAGUUUAGGAGGCACGAACUUGAAUAAAUGCAGAUGAGAAUAUGUUUUCUUAAUUUUUAUGUGUGUGCUUAUUAAUUGAAGAGGAAUGUGAUUACAAGAGCCAUGUAAAUAUGAAAGUGUGUGUGUGUGUGUGUGUGUGUGUGUGUGUGUGGUUACUUCGUAAAGACAGAUGUAUAAGUGUUAUUUAGUACUUUGAUGAAGGGUUGUUGCUGAAACGUUGGUAAAAUUAAUUUGUAAAUGAGUGUGCCUGUCUUUACUUAGUCUUUUUCCCAACUCACACCUCCAUAAGGUGUGCGUUUGCUUUAAUGCUUUUUUUGUACCUUCUCACCCAUAUUUUGGAGACAAAUUUAGUGAAUUAAUCUGACAAAACCUUACAAAAUGUCCUC